CAGGAAUACUGGGCAAAUGAGAAAGAACAGUUUAGUCCUGUAUCGAUACUAGAUUGUCCAUUUGUAGAUGAAGAAGAGAUUUACAAGCGUCGUUUCAGAUCCACUUCCUCUGUUGUUUCCAUCACGGAAGGAAGGAAACACAAGCAUAUGCACGAAAGAUGCCAUUUAGAAAGUGUGGCUUCACCGGAGCCGGUGGUUUUAGAGAAAAGGUUCGCGCGGUUAGAGGCGGGGGAUGAAACACUCAAGCAUUCUACAAAACAACGUUCCCGCGUAGUAGUGCCAGCAGCGCGUACUCGAAAUAACUUGCGUCCUGCAAGCAAUCACGACAUUGAGGAGAACGCUCGAAAUCUUCUCAACUUCGUUAAAGGAUCAAAUCCACAGAACACUUUGAUACUUAAGGCAGAGAACCUGCUGUUUGAUUACUUCAAGAAGAGUGUUGGAGAAUGUAAAGAAAUUGAUCUGUCAAAAAAGCUUCACCUUUGCAAGGUAGCAGAGGAUUGGAUAAACGGGCGACCCCAAGAACUGUAUUUGGAUUGGGAAGAACAAGGACGAAGGUCUGUGUAUGUUAGGGAGAUGGACAGAUGUGAAGGGUGGAAAAACUAUGAUCAAGAAAUACAACAAUUGGGUGGGGACCUGGCAAACGAAGUCUUGACAAUUCUGGUUAAUGAGUCAGUGCUUGAUCUUAUGAUACGUGCCAGCCACUGAGAUCACAUGCUGCCGAUUACCUUUUUCCAUUGUUUCUUUUUCCUUUUACAUCGAUUGUAUUCGUCUCUUCUCCCUGUCUCGGGGAUACGAGACUCUAAAUUUUGGAACAAUUAGGGAAAAUUUUUGCUUUUACUUACCAUGUUUUUCUUCCCCAAUAUCCUGCCUAUAUCGCUUUGGCUUCUAGUAUUUAUUAGGACUUGGGAAAAAAAAUUAAAUUCAUCUUCU
Vigna umbellata (rice bean) is the source of this 930-nucleotide messenger RNA. NCBI's taxonomy places the organism in Eukaryota, Viridiplantae, Streptophyta, Magnoliopsida, Fabales, Fabaceae. The record is from RefSeq and is a predicted model, not a curated record.